AGCGUCGCUGCACGGCCAGUGACGGCAACUCGGAUUGACCUCGUCAAGCCGUCGCCAUCUUACGUAAACUCGUCCGGUGGAUAUCCAACUUUUUUUCUCUGAAAGACUGCCGUGCAGGCUGACGCCACCGAGAGCGGGCGACGAUGGAUGUCCAGCCGAGGGACAUCAAGGUCCUGGAGACCGUGGAUGACAUCCAGGACCGGAGGGAGCAAGUUCUGGGCCGCUACUCGCAGUUCAAGACAGAGGCCCGUCACAAGCGGGAUCGGCUCGAGGAGUCUCGCCGCUUCCAGUACUUCAAGCGCGAUGCUGACGAGCUCGAGUCUUGGAUUCACGAGAAACUGCAGGCUGCCUCGGACGAGAGCUACAAAGACCCCACCAACCUGCAGGCAAAAAUUCAAAAGCACCAAGCCUUCGAGGCAGAAGUAGCAGCCCACGGAAAUGCCAUCGUGGUGCUUGACAACACCGGAAUGGAGAUGAUUGGCUACGGUCAUUUCGCCUCCGACACAAUCAAGCAAUGCCUUGAUGAGCUUCAUCGCCUCUGGGAGCUCCUCCUGAGCAAAUUGGCGGACAAGGGACAGAAGCUGCAGCAAGCGUUGGUGUUGGUCCAGUUUCUGCGCCAUUGUGAUGAGGUCAUGUUCUGGAUCAACGACAAGGAAACUUUUGUGAUGGCUGACGAGUUUGGUCAGGACUUGGAGCAUGUUGAAGUUCUUCAACGCAAGUUUGAUGAAUUUCAGAAGGACAUGGCCAGUCAGGAGUUCCGAGUGACCGAAGUGAACGAACAGGCAGAGAAGCUGAUCAAUGGUGAUCAUCCCGAACGAGAGACGAUCCGAAAACGGAGGGAGGAAUUGAACGAGGCCUGGAACAAGUUGAAGUCCCUCACCCUGCUGCGACAGGAGAGGCUGUUUGGCGCGCACGAGAUCCAGCGGUUCAACAGGGAUGCUGACGAGACCAUUACCUGGAUCACGGAGAAGGAUGUGGUGCUGUCAUCGGAUGACUACGGCCGGGACCUAGUGAGCGUGCAGACUCUCCAGCGUAAGCACGAGGGCAUCGAGAGGGACCUCGCUGCUCUAGAAGACAAGGUGAUGACCUUGGGUCAAGAGGCUGACAGGCUGUGCAGCAUCCACAGUGACCAUGGAGAUCAGAUUAGAGGAAAGCAUGCUGAGAUUAUGGCCACUUGGGAGAUGCUGAAGGCCAAGGCUCAAGAGCGAAGGCGUCGCCUGGACGAAUCGUACCUGCUUCACCGCUUCCUGGCUGAUUUCCGGGACCUUGUGUCCUGGAUCCAUGAUAUGAAGGCUAUCAUCUCGGCGGACGAGUUGGCUAAGGACGUCGCCGGAGCAGAAGCUUUGCUGGAACGCCACCAGGAGCACAAGGGCGAGAUUGAUGCCAGGGAAGACAGCUUCCGCUCCACUGCUGAGGCAGGACAGAUUCUUCUGGAUCAGAAGCAUUAUGCUGUCGACGAGGUCAAAGAAAAACUGACAACCCUGGAGAGCGAGAAGGGGGUGCUGCUGUCGCUGUGGGAGGAACGGCGCAUCCUGUACGAGCAGUGCAUGGACCUGCAGCUGUUCUACCGGGACACGGAGCAGGCGGACACCUGGAUGGCCAAGCAGGAGGCCUUCCUGGCCAACAGGGACCUGGGCGACUCGCUCGACUCAGUCGAGUCCCUGCUCAAGAAGCACGAGGACUUUGAGAAGUCCCUCAACGCCCAGGAGGAGAAGAUCAAGGCUCUUGAUGAAUUUGCAACCAAGCUCAUUGAAGGGCACCACUACGCGGCGGAUGACGUCGCUCAGAGAAGAGCUGCGCUCCUGGAGAGGAGGAACGCCCUGCUGGAGCGCUCUCGCACCCGCCACACGAUGCUGGAGGAGUCUUACCGUCUGCAGCAGUUUGAGCGAGACUGCGACGAGACCAAGGGCUGGAUCAACGAGAAACUCAAGACGGCCACCGACGAGAGCUACCUGGACCCCACCAACCUGAAUGGGAAGGUGCAGAAGCACCAGAACUUCAUUCAGGAGCUGAACGCCAACCGCAGCCGCGUGGAAGACAUCACAAGCACGGGCCAGGAGCUGAUCGAGGCCAAGCACUACGCUUCGGACCGCAUUGGCCAGCGCAUGGAGGACAUCAUCACGCUGUGGCAGGCACUGACCGAAGCCGCAGACACCAAGGGCACCAAGCUGAACGAGGCCUCGGCUCAGCAGCAGUUCAACCGCGGGGUGGAAGACAUCGAGCUCUGGCUGUCUGAGGUCGAGGGCCAGCUGAUGUCAGAAGAUAAUGGAAAGGACCUGACAAGUGUCCAGAAUCUGCUGAAGAAACAUGCUCUUCUAGAGACGGAUGUCAACUCCCAUGCGGACCGAGUGGACGGAGUGAUGAUCCAGGCCCAACAGUUUGCCGACAAGGGCCACUUCGAUGCCCCGGCCAUCAUAGCCAAGAAGGCGGCCCUGGUGGAGCGCUACAACAGGCUGCAGGCACCGAUGGGCAACCGCAGGCAGAAGCUGCAGGACUCCUUGCGCGUGCAGCAGCUGUUCCGCGACGUGGAAGACGAGGAGGCAUGGAUCAGGGAGAAGGAACCCAUCGCAGCGUCCACAAACCGCGGACGUGACCUGAUUGGGGUCCAGAACCUGAUCAAGAAGCACCAGGCGGUGCUGGCUGAGAUCAACAACCACGAGAACCGGGUGCGGGGCGUCUGCCAGGCUGGGGAGAACAUGGUGGCCGACGGUCACUUUGCCCACGAGGAGAUCAACAAGCGCAUCCAGAACCUCAGCGAGAAGUGGCAGCAGCUCAAGGACAAGGCACUGCAGCGUAAGCGUGACUUGGAGGACUCCCUUCAGGCGCACCAGUACUUUGCAGAUGCCAACGAAGCCGAGUCCUGGAUGAAGGAGAAGGAGCCCAUUGUGGGCAGCCAGGACUACGGCAAGGAUGAGGACUCCGCCGAGGCUCUCUUGAAGAAACACGAGGCCCUGAUGGCUGACCUGGAGGCCUUUGGAAACUCUGUAGAAGCCCUCAAGGAACAGGCUCAGUCAUGCAGACAGCAAGAAGCCCCCGUGGUAGAUCAGGCCGGCAAGGAGUUUGUCAUGGCCCUGUACGACUACACCGAGAAGAGCCCGCGAGAGGUGUCCAUGAAGAAGAAUGACGUCCUCACACUUCUGAACAGUAACAACAAGGACUGGUGGAAAGUAGAGGUUAAUGACCGGCAGGGGUUUGUGCCGGCGGCUUACGUGAAGAAGAUGGAGGCCGGCCUGUCUGCCAGCCAGCAGCACCUGGCCGAGGGCAACAGCAUCGGAGCCCGGCAGAGCCAGAUCGAGAACCAAUACGGCAACCUGAUGGAUCUUGGCCGGGGGCGCUGCGACAAGCUGGGCGAGUCCCUCCGUGCCUACCAGCUGGUGCGUGAGGCUGCGGAGCUCGCCCAGUGGAUCAAGGACAAGGAGCAAGUGGCCCAGGUGCAGGAGGUUGGGGAGGAUCUGGAGCAGGUGGAGGUGCUCCAGAAGAAGUUUGACGACUUCAUGUCGGACCUGAAGGGCAACGAGGUGCGCCUGGGCGAGAUGAACAACAUCGCCAGCAAGCUUAUGACCCUCGGCCAGACCGAGGCCGCCGUCAAGAUCCAGACUCAGAUCGAGGACCUGAACCAGAAGUGGCAGCACCUGCAGGAGGUGACGCAGGAGCGGGCCCAGCAGUUGGGCUCGGCGCACGAGGUGCAACGCUUCCACCGGGACGUGGACGAGACGAAGGACUGGAUCCAGGAGAAAGAUGAUGCACUGUUGGCGGACGACUGUGGCCACGACUUGCGUUCGGUCCAGACCAUGCAGCGCAAGCACGAGGGCCUCGAGAGGGACCUGGCCGCACUGGGAGACCGGAUCCGCCAUCUAGACGACACGGCAAGCCGCCUGGUGAACACCCACCCCGAGUCGUCGGACACCACCUCGACCAAGAAGCUGGAGAUCAUCCAGGAGUGGACGCGGCUGACGGCCAAGGCCAAGGCCCGCAAGGAGAAGCUGCUCGACUCCUACGACCUCCAGCGCUUCCUUGCCGACUACAGAGACCUGACAUCAUGGAUCAACAGCAUGAUGGCUCUAGUGUCCUCUGAUGAGUUGGCAAAUGAUGUGACAGGAGCUGAAGCUCUGCUUGAAAGACAUCUGACGUACCGCUCUGAAAUAGACGCCCGGUAUGGCAUUCCCCAGGAGCACCGCACUGAGAUUGACGCUCGUGCUGGAACCUUCCAAGCCUUUGAGAUGUUUGGACAACAGCUGCUCCAGAACGGUCACUACGCAAGCGUCGAGAUUCAGGAAAAGCUCGACAAGAUGACCGAGGCUCGCAAGGAGCUUGAAAAGGCCUGGAUUGCCCGGCGGGUGAAGGUGGACCAGUGCCUGGACCUGCAGCUGUUCUACCGGGACUGCGAGCAGGCCGAGAACUGGAUGGGCAGCCGGGAGGCCUUCCUCGGUUCAGAGGACAUGGGUGGCGACAACGUCGAGGCCCUCAUCAAGAAGCACGAGGACUUUGACAAAGCCAUCAGCGCCCAGGAGGAGAAGAUUGCUGCCCUGGCUGCCUUGGCUGACAAACUGGUUGCCGCUAACCACUACGCUGGCAACGACAUUGAGGACAAGAAGGACCAAGUGCUGGACAGGUGGAAGCACCUGAAGGAGGCCCUGAUCGAGAAGAGGUCUCGCCUGGGAGAAUCCCAGACCUUGCAGCAGUUCAGCAGGGAUGCCGACGAGAUUGAGAACUGGAUUGCCGAGAAGCUCCAGAUGGCCAUGGACGAGUCGUACAAAGACCCAGCUAACAUCCAGAGCAAGCACAAGAAACACCAGGCAUUUGAGGCGGAGCUGGCGGCCAAUGCAGACCGCAUCCAGUCAGUGCUGGCCAUGGGCCAGAACCUGAUUGACAAGCGCAAGUGUGCGGGCUCCGAGGACGCAGUGCAGGCCCGCCUGGGCUCCAUUGCCGACCAGUGGGAGCACCUGACCACCAAGUCCUCGGAGAAGAGCAUGAAGCUCAAGGAGGCCAACAAGCAGCGGACCUUCCACGCUGCCGUCAAGGACAUCGACUUCUGGCUCGGCGAGGUGGAGUCGCUGCUGAAGAGUGAGGACAGCGGCAAGGACCUGGCGUCGGUGCAGAACCUGACCAAGAAGCACCAGCUGGUGGAGGCAGACAUCCUGGCCCACGAGGACCGGGUGAAGGACCUGAACGGCCUGGCAGACUCCCUGGUGGACUCUGGCCAGUUCCACUCAGGCCCCAUCCAGGAGAAGCGGUCGUCCAUCAACGAGCGCUACGAGCGGCUGCGCACCCUGGCCGCCUACCGUCGCUCCCGCCUGCACGAGGCUAACACCCUGCACCAGUUCUUCAGGGACAUUGCCGACGAGGAGUCCUGGAUCAAAGAGAAGAAGCUGCUGGUGGGGUCCGACGACUACGGCAGGGACCUGACCGGGGUGCAGAACCUGCGCAAGAAGCAUAAGCGCCUGGAUGCAGAGCUGGGGGCCCACGAGCCGGCCAUCCAGGCGGUGCAGGAGGCUGGCCACAAGCUCAUGGCCGAGUCCAACCUGGGCGUGCCCGAGAUUGAGCAGCGCCUCCAGACCCUCGAGCUCUCCUGGCGGGAGCUCAAGCAGAUGGCCGGUGACCGUGGCCACAAGCUGGACGAGUCGCUGGUGUACCAGCAGUUCCUGGCCAAGGUGGAGGAAGAGGAGGCCUGGAUUUCCGAGAAGCAGCAGCUCCUGUCCGUCGAGGACUAUGGAGACACCAUGGCUGCCGUGCAGGGCCUGCUGAAGAAGCACGAAGCGUUUGAGGCAGACUUUGCGGUGCACCGCGAGCGUUGCGGGGAUACGGUGUCGGCGGGCCAGACGCUGGUCCAGGAGGGCAACCACCACCGGGACUCGAUUCAGCAGCGCCUGGACCAGCUGGUCUCGCGCCUCGACGCCCUCGAGGCCAGUGCCGCCCGGCGCAAGGCCAAGCUCCAGGACAACUCGGCCUACCUCCAGUUCAUGUGGAAGGCCGACGUGGUCGAGAGCUGGAUCGCCGACAAAGAGACCCAUGUUCGAUCGGAGGACUUUGGCCGAGACCUGUCAUCUGUGCAGACCUUACUCACAAAGCAGGAGACCUUCGACGCCGGCCUGGGGGCCUUUGAGCAAGAGGGCAUCCAAAGCAUCAGCCAGCUCAAGGACCAGCUUGUGGCGGCCAACCACGACCAGACGGCCGCCAUCAUGAGACGCCACGACGAUGUCCUCACCAGGUGGAACAACCUGCUGGCAGCUUCCAACGCCCGCAAGCUUCGUCUCCUCCACAUGCUGGAGCAGUUUAAGCAGAUUGAGGACCUGUUCCUGACGUUUGCGAAGAAGGCGUCAGCAUUCAACAGCUGGUUUGAGAAUGCGGAGGAGGACCUGACGGACCCUGUGCGGUGCAACUCUGUGGAGGAGAUCCGGGCCCUGCGGGAGGCGCACGCCCAGUUCCAGGGCUCCCUGGGCUCGGCCCAGGCGGACUUUGAGGCCCUGGCCACCCUAGACCGCAAGAUCAAGGGCUUCAACGUGGGGCCCAACCCGUACACCUGGUUUACCAUGGAGGCCCUCGAGGACACCUGGCGCAACCUCCAAAAGAUCAUCAAGGAACGAGAUGUUGAGCUGGCUAAGGAGGCCCAGCGACAGGAGGAGAACGACCGCCUUCGCAGAGAGUUUGCCAAGCAUGCCAAUGCUUUGCACCAGUGGCUCACAGACACACGAAUGUGGCUGCUGGAUGGGUCCUCCAUGAUGGAAGGCUCGGGAACAUUGGAAGCACAGCUGGAAGCUACGAAGCGCAAGGCGGCGGAGGUGCGUGCCAAGCGGGCGGACCUGAAGCGCAUCGAGGACUUGGGGGCCAUGCUAGAGGAGCAGCUGAUCCUGGACAACCGGUACACGGAGCACGGCACGGUGGGGCUGGCCCAGCAGUGGGACCAGCUGGACCAGCUGGGCAUGCGCAUGCAGCACAACCUCGAGCAACAGAUUCAGGCCAGGAACCAAAGUGGAGUCACAGAGGAUGCCCUCAAGGAGUUCAGCAUGAUGUUCAAGCACUUUGAUAAGGACAAGAGUGGCAAGCUGAACCAGGUGGAGUUCAAGUCGUGCCUGCGGGCCCUGGGCUACGACCUGCCCAUGGUGGAGGAGGGCCAGCCGGACCCGGAGUUCGAGGCCAUCCUGGACACGGUGGACCCCAACCGGGACGGACACGUGUCGCUGCAGGAGUACAUGGCCUUCAUGAUCUCCCGGGAGACGGAGAACGUGCGCUCGUCGGAAGAGAUUGAGAACGCCUUCCGCGCCAUCACCUCGGGAGACCGCCCUUACGUCACCGCCGACGAGCUCUACGCGAACCUCACCAAGGACAUGGCGGACUACUGCGUGUCGCGUAUGAAGCCCUACGUCGACCCGAAAAGUGGUCGUUCCAUCUCCGGAGCGUACGACUAUAUUGAGUUCACUCGCACCUUGUUCCAAAACUGAGCACUGCCUUUUUUGUGUUGUCUCCCUUAAAAUAUUUAGAAAAGAGGAAAAAAAUCCAGAUUCAAGCUUCUGAACGUGCUGGCAUGAAGGCUUGGCUAGAGCAAGGAAACAAAAACGGAGAAUAGCCUUGCAUUGCUUUUUACCUGUUUAGCCACUUCGAAGGUUUCAUAAAGGGAAAAAGGUGGUUAAUAUUUUUUUUUAUGGCAUUUCAUUUCAACCUUAGUUAUGUGCUUUUUCUCGGGAAGGUCCUCGCACAUAUUAAUCCACUUUUUAGGUAGCUUUGGCUAAGUAGGGUUUAGCGAACAUUUAUCAUAUUAGUUGUGUAGAGGGUCAAGACCUUGCCUUUUUCUUCAGAUAGGAUCUCUUAAACCUUUUAUCACUUUACUUUGCGAGGCAUGGGAUAUGUUUGACAAUGGUGACAUACUUGUGUAUCUGGCAGCUUUCAGAAGAAGCAUGCUUCGGUAUUUAUGUGUAACUGAGCUUUUAAUAAAGCGAGCUACAUUUAUUGGAUCAAA
Molecule: messenger RNA, 7954 nt
Organism: Ixodes scapularis (black-legged tick)
Lineage: Eukaryota; Metazoa; Arthropoda; Arachnida; Ixodida; Ixodidae
Gene: alpha-Spec
Product: spectrin alpha chain
Exons: 48
Coding region: 144-7439 (2431 amino acids)
Biological process (GO): actin cytoskeleton organization
Cellular component (GO): cell projection; cell junction; plasma membrane
Molecular function (GO): actin filament binding; calcium ion binding
Source: RefSeq, a predicted model, not a curated record